CAAAGGUUGGCGCCUGCGCCAGGUCGCCGCCCGCCGCGUGAAAACAGGACGGGGCCGGGAGGAAGAGGCUGGGUGGUAAACAGGAAGUGGGCGCUCGGAGCUCGGCGCGGCGCUCGGGCAACAUCUGGAAAAAAUGACGCAUUGGUUUCAUAGGAACCCAUUAAAAGCCACAGCUCCUGUCCCUUUUAACUAUUAUGGUGUAGCCACUGGCCCUGCUGCUUCAAAAAUUUGCAGUGACUUGAGAUCAUGCAGAGCACAACUGCUUGAACUGUUCACUGAUUUGAGUUGUAAUCCAGAAAUGAUGAUGAAAGCAGCAGAUUCAUAUUUUUCACUCUUACAAGGUUUCAUAAAUUCAUUGGAUGAAUCCACCCAAGAAAGCAAGUUACGAUAUAUUCAGAAUUUCAAGUGGACUGAUACAUUACAAGGACAUGUUCCUAGUGCCCAGCAGGAUGCUGUUUUUGAGUUAAUUUCCAUGGGAUUUAAUGUAGCCUUGUGGUACACCAAAUAUGCUUCAAGACUGGCUGGAAAAGAAAACAUAACAGAAGAGGAAGCAAAAGAAGUCCAUCGCAGCCUAAAAAUUGCAGCUGGGAUUUUUAAACAUUUAAAGGAAAGUCAUAUCCCAAAGCUUAUUACACCUGCAGAAAAGGGAAGAGAUUUAGAGGCACGACUCAUAGAAGCUUAUAUUAUCCAGUGUCAGGCUGAAGCUCAAGAAGUAACAAUUGCUCGAGCAAUUGAACUGAAACACGCUCCUGGGCUAAUUGCUGCACUGGCAUAUGAAACAGCCAAUUUCUAUCAAAAAGCAGAUCAUACUUUAUCCAGUUUGGAGCCUGCAUACUCUGCUAAAUGGAGAAAAUAUCUUCACUUGAAAAUGUGUUUCUACACAGCUUAUGCUUACUGUUAUCAUGGUCAGACUUUGUUGGCUAGUGAUAAAUGUGGUGAAGCAAUUCGGUCUCUCCAAGAAGCUGAAAAAUUUUAUGCAAAUGCCGAAGCGUUAUGCAAAGAAUAUGGAGAAACCAAAGGACCUGGACCAACAGUCAAACCUUCAGGACACUUAUUCUUUAGAAAGCUUGGAAAUCUUGUAAAGAAUACCAUGGAAAAAUGUGAGAGAGAAAAUGGAUUUAUGUGAGUGCAGCUUAUAAUUAUGUUUAGAUAUUAAUACUGUUUUAGUAAUACCACAGUUUGUGUUAGUCUACAUUCCCAAAGAUUUUUUGUCAGAGUGCUUUUAAGUUCAGCUCUAUUUUUCUCUUUAAAUUGGUUGAUAACGUUCACUUCUGUUGGGCCUAACUUUUAUUAUAUUUCUGUUGAUGGUGUAUGAAAGGUCUUCAGAUUGAAGCCUAAGUAACAUGUAGCCCACUCCUACUGUCCUGAUUUCCUCUUAGCUUUGUUUCCUUGCCAUUCCUUCUUCACGAUUACAUACAUCUUGUCGGUACCCUGUGCAUAUUCAUCCCACUCUGGUUUCAGCUACCUGUACUGCAGGGAAAUUAAUUUUCUGUCAGUCCUGCCUAAUCAAGCAGCUUUCCAUUAUUAAGUCAGCAUUUUCAGACUAGGUCACCAUCCUGC
Manis javanica (Malayan pangolin) is the source of this 1560-nucleotide messenger RNA. NCBI's taxonomy places the organism in Eukaryota, Metazoa, Chordata, Mammalia, Pholidota, Manidae. The record is from RefSeq and is a predicted model, not a curated record.